This is a messenger RNA of Triticum turgidum subsp. durum (durum wheat), 1368 nucleotides long. Lineage: Eukaryota; Viridiplantae; Streptophyta; Magnoliopsida; Poales; Poaceae. The record is from the annotation of a GenBank genome assembly.
AUGAGCUCCCAUGGUGUUGUUGCCGUGAAGCCAAUCGCCACGCCGGACAAAACCACGCAUUCUUAUGCUUGUGGAUCCACACAGUCUUCAGUUCAUAAGCUGCUGGACUCUAAACUGGACCACCUUGGGCUGUUGGAUGAUAAUCUGUCAUCCACCAGUCAGUCAUCAGACAUCAAGACCGAGCUGAUCCGAACGUCGAGCCUGGGAAGAAGCAGCCUGCCAUUUAACCUUCAGAGAAGAAGCCCUGAGCCUGAUCCUGAAAGUCCAUUGUCUCAUGUCUCGCACCCCAAUUUUUCAGAGCCCAUGGCCUCAAACUCUUCAACGUUCUGCACAAGUUUAUUCUCAUCAUCUUUGACAAACUCGGCGCCUUGCCGGCGAAUGGGUGCUCUGCCUUUCCUGCCUCACCCUCCCAAGUAUGAGCAGCAGGUUCUCCCAGGGCAGUCAUCAACCUCCUCCCUGCAGCUCAGUGGUGACACAGGCAAUGUUCAUGACGAGGCUGAACAGGCAGAUGACAUAAAAGACUUCCUCAAUCUUUCUGCUGGAGAUGCUUCUGAUGGCAGCUUCCAUGGUGAAAACCAAGCGUUUGCUUUCGCCGAGGCCGAGCAGAUGGAGUUCCAGUUCUUGUCUGAGCAGCUAGGGAUCGCCAUCACCGAUAAUGAGGAGAGCCCCCAAUUAGAUGACAUAUACGACACGCCGCCGCCUCAAAUGUCGUCGCUUCCGGUCUCAUCCUGCUCCAACCAGAUCCUGCAGAAUCCAGGAUCUCCGGCUAAACUGCCGCUUAGCUCGUCGCGGUCAUCUUCUGGAUCUGCAGCAGCUAACAAGUCAAGAUUGAGGUGGACACUGGAGCUCCACGAGCGUUUCGUAGAGGCAGUGAACAAGCUCGAAGGGCCUGACAAAGCAACUCCCAAGGGCGUUCUGAAGCUUAUGAAAGUGGAAGGCCUGACCAUCUACCAUGUAAAGAGUCAUUUGCAGAAGUACCGACACGCAAAGUAUAUUCCAGAGAUCAAAGAAGAAAAGAAGGCUUCCUCGGACCUUAAGAAAGUACAACCGGGUAGCAGUGGAAGCGAUCCGUUCAAAAACAAGAACUUGGCAGAAGCUCUACGGAUGCAAAUGGAGGUUCAGAAGCAGCUCCAUGAACAGCUAGAGGUGCAAAGGCAGCUGCAGCUACGCAUAGAAGAACACGCGAAAUACUUGCAGAGGAUACUGGAAGAGCAGCAGAAGGUCGGCAGUGGCAGCUCGCUCUCACUGAAAACCCCGACGGAGCCGUCCGAGUCGACGUCGAAAGACAGAACUGAACCUGAAGAGGCCACCACCUCUUCACCUCAGACGUCCAAGAACAGCGAGGAAAUGGGGGAACCAAUAAGCUGA